Molecule: messenger RNA, 1250 nt
Organism: Megalobrama amblycephala (Wuchang bream)
Lineage: Eukaryota; Metazoa; Chordata; Actinopteri; Cypriniformes; Xenocyprididae
Product: NACHT, LRR and PYD domains-containing protein 1a allele 5-like
Exons: 4
Coding region: 227-562 (111 amino acids)
Biological process (GO): innate immune response; regulation of apoptotic process; inflammatory response
Source: RefSeq, a predicted model, not a curated record
AAAUUAUUUAUGUUGAAAAGUACUUUCGUUUUUCACGUCCGGGACUCCUGUACCUCUUUUGUUUUAACGUGAAACUAGUUCAGUUGAAAUAGAAUUUUGCGAACGCAUGUUCAAUACAGCAGUUUUAAAAGGUAAAAAAAAAAAAAAAAAAAAAAAAGUUAUAGCUUAAGUAGGGAGGCUGAUCGACAUAUUUUAAUUCGCGGAUCAAGGUCUGUUGUUCAACAAGAUGAGCAGAUUUGAGGCCAAUUUUGUUGUUAAGAACGAAGCAACGCUUAUUCAAAGGGUUACUUCAGUGAUGGCAAUAGCAGAUGAGCUAAAAAAUAAAGACAUGAUACAUGAUGAAAAAUAUGCGGAGAUCAAAGCAGAAGGAACCAACCAGGGCAAAAUGAGAAAGCUGUUUGAAGCACUGCAUUCUGGAGGAGACAGAGUGAAAAAUGACUUUUAUUAUGCGCUGAAACAUCAUGAACCAUUCCUCUUCAAAGACCUGGGUGGUCGUGUGACAACUGAAAACACAUGUGAGGUGGACAGCAGUGAGCAGAACCUGCAGGAGAGCAUGCGCUAAAGUGAUCUGAACAAUUGCUGAUAUUCUGUCCUUGAUGCUCAUUAAACACUGUGCAAGACUUUACAGACCUAACAUGGAAAAAGAGAGAAGAUGCAGCCACAUGAACAUAAAAGAAUGUUAAAAUGCAGUUAAAGGAACAGUUCACCCAAACAAAAAUUCUAAUUCUCAUCUACUGUCCACCUUGUCAAUGAAAAUUGACUCUUUUUCUUUCAUGAAACACAAAGGUUAAUCAUAUAUUUUUAAUUUACCAGAAUCUGUAGGCUGUUUUAUACAUUUGAAAUGUAGGCUAAAGUUAACUUUGACUUUUUUUACAUGGAAGAAAGUGGCAUAUACAAGCUUUAAUUUUUUAGGUAUAUAUAUAUAAAGUCUUUAUAUUAAUAAAAAUGAUUUUAAAAAAGAAAUAAGGAAUGAUUUUACAAAGUGCUUGCAAAGUAAAUACAUUUGAGAUUAAACUUUGAAAAUCAUCCAUUAAUAUACGUCAGUGAUGAUGUCACAAUUUACUCACCUUUGUGUAAUUUAGAGCUGCCUUUAUACUGUUCAUUUCCUUUCACAACACAUGAAAUAAUUAUUGUGCAUCUGUUUUUACAUUCCAGUUAAGGAUUCUGUUCUCCUCGAUAAAUUGAUAACUUUGUGAAUUUGUUUAAACUUUUCUUUUUAUUUCUUAAUUGGCAUUAAACAUUCUUACCUG